AUGGAAUCUGUCGGAUCCAAUCAGAUAUCGCCGUACGUCAGUAACCGAGACCAACGGCAUCUCUUGGCUCAGCCGGUGACAGACCGGAUCAUUAGAGCUCUCCGUCAUCGGAUCCGCCUCCUCCACCGUCCAAGUGGGGCCACUUUUCACGUCCUCGGCGCCACGUGUAACGUCUACACCGUGACGCUAACGGUCACACCGACUUGCACUUGUCCCGAUCGUAAGAAGCCGUGCAAACACAUCUUGUUUGUCUUAAUCCGAGCUCUUGGUAUCCCUCUCGACGACAAGUGUCUCCGGCAACGGAGACUCCGGCCAUGCCUCCUCUACCGCCUCGUUUCAGCCCCCACACGACCUGACUGCCUCGCUAGUUUCCGCCUCCAGCAACGGUUUCUUCAGCUUUUCGCCACCGCUGCGUCUCAUUCCGGCGACACCAACUCCUCCUCCACGGGUAAAAUGGAAAAUGAGAUUGCAGAAGAACCAGCCACAUGUCCAAUAUGUCUAGACGAUAUAAACGCCAUUAAAAGCGUAAACGGUGAAUAUGGCGGAGGCGAGGAGGAGGAAAGAGCGGUGGUGAAAUGUAGAGUUUGCAAGAACAAAGUGCAUGAAGAAUGCAUGCUGGCGUGGAGGACGAGUCGUGGACGGCGGCCGGCGAUAUGUGUGGUCUGCCGUGCACGGUGGCGACGCAAUAAUGCUAGUACGAGUCCUAAUGUUGGUGGUACUCACGAGAACUGCUACGGUAAUUGUUACUUGAAUCUUGCUCCUUAUAUUGAUGAGGAGGAGGUGGAGGAUGGGGUUGGCACGAGCCAACGGCCAUGUUGA
Molecule: messenger RNA, 819 nt
Organism: Microthlaspi erraticum
Lineage: Eukaryota; Viridiplantae; Streptophyta; Magnoliopsida; Brassicales; Brassicaceae
Source: the annotation of a GenBank genome assembly